ACAGCAGCAUACUUUGCAAAGCGCAGCACAAUAUUUUGCAAAACACACUGUACAGUUUACAAAAUUUAUAAAGUUAAAAUAUUGAAUGAAAAGGGGAGUAAACAUAUAAGACGUUGUACACAUUAGUGUGUUAUUGAUACUCAUGCAAAGAAACUCGCUAGUGACAAGGUGAAGUACAUUGUAGGAACAUAACCUUUCGCGGGUGUUCAUAAGUUCGUGGUUCGCACCGCUAAAAAUCAAGAGGACAAACUGGUUUAGAACGCGCCAAUGAAGAAUAUUAACAUUCCAGAGAGUGUAACCGCUCGAGCUGCGAUAUGAGUUCCCAAGAUAAUCGAUACGAUAAUACUGCAACACGGAAGUCACGCUGGAACGAUCCCAACAGCAGCAGCAGUAAAGCUUCCCCUGAUAGAUAUCGAAACCGCAACGAUUCAAAGCACCACAAUUACUACAAAGAUCGCAAAUAUUACGAUAAUCGAAGCUGGAGAGAUGGCCCGUACUCUAAGCGCCAUUCGUACGAACCGAACCGGUACAGGCAUGAAUGGAAGGCAGAAAGUUCGGACGACAAAACCACGCAACCGGAAGGCGAAAGAACCGAAGCCACCAUCCCUAUCGUGGGCAGAGAAACGACCAAUUUUACUAGUAAAAGGCGAUGGAACAGCGGUACAUCACCACCUCCACCUGCCACGAAAAGACCCCCAUGGCUCGUGGAGCAAAGGCCGCUGGAAACGGUUCGGGGAGCGUACGAUCCUCAAGCAUCCGUACAAUCAGAAAACAGUUUUAAGUUAAUCUUCAACCAUAUUAACACAGUCUACAGCCAGAACACUGCAACGCAGCCAGACAGACCGAUGUCAUUUAUCGACCGUCUGAUUGCGGAUGAAGCGAUGCGUAUGCUUGCGGCCGCUUCUUCCAACGAAACUACGGCACUGAAUGAACCAUGCGAUGCGGCGGAAGAAGCGGUGCCCGCUAAUACCGUAACGGCGGCUAGCGACGCGACGACCGGACCAUCUCAGCAAGAGUCCGCAAAGGAAGGGACCGAUGGUAAAAUCGCUAGCAAAGUGGCUUCGGUUAGAGCGGCGGAUUCGAGGCUGUUACAAAAAAGCGCCGAACAGGUGACAAAAAAGCUUAUCAACCAGCUGUCCACCAUGAGCAAGUACGAUCUGAAGCACAUGAUCGAUAAUCCGGCCGGAAAGUACGAGACGGCAUUGAACCGGCACGCACAGAACAAGCUCCGGGCGGAGGUGCGAAAGCAGCUGAAGAGCUUCGGACUGAACGAGCUGGAUAGCUCGUGCGUAACUGGUGACGGUACCGUUGAAUCGGAUGAAGCGAUUGACGCGGACAAAAUACCGUCCGCACUGCUGGAACAGAUUGAGCAAGCGUUAGAUUUAAACUUUUUCGAUAUACCACAAGCGGAGCUAAACAAAGCUGACAAAGAACGGGGGUCGGUUGGGACAGUAGGUGCCCCACAAUCAGAUGAUGAAGAACUAGUCGAGCCUGUUCCGGGAGGUGAACAAGCGUCAAUUUGUACCACAUCUACGGAGAACAGUUCUACCGGCGGUACAAAUGCUAACAGCAGUACAGAUGGCGUUUCUGGUUCACCAACAACCACAGCCACGAAGAACGGAACGAAGCCUACAGCUGCUCUUGCCACUCCAGGACGCAAGAAGAAAAUUAUUGUUCGCAAGGCCGCCAAUGCAAUAGGGCGAAACAAAGAGAGCGCAGUACUGCCUCCUGGGCGGCCUAAUUCGUUUAUUGCUCGUAAAGCACCAACUGCUUCGCCUGCGAACAGUGUAGCUCCAUCACCAGUGCCCAGUGCAAGCAACGUCACUCCCAGCGCAAGCGCCUCGAGUAAGGAUACCACGGAUACAGAUGGACAUUUGCUUUCAGUCGAAGAACCAUUCCCUAUAGCGGUGGAAAGCAAUCCCGGUGGUAGGAAUACAUCAUUCCUAAGAGUCAGUACCGUGGAAGAGUUGAACAGGCGGUUAGAUGGGGUUCAUGGUACGCAAAGUGCCGAUCAGCCACCAAACGACGCAACCGAAAGGAUGCUACGGUCCAACGAUAGUACUUCAACGAAUGCAACGCUUGAUGCUACAGCAACAGAAAUGCCCCGCCAACCGACACCGGCCUGUACUACGGAUGACGAGAGAAAAACCGUUCAUGGUCAUCCGAGGCAACAUUACAGAACCGUCGAUAUUAGCACGGUGAAAGUAUUAGGCCAAAGUAAUGUAACUAUAGAAGCGUUGCUAAAUUACGUUAACAACAAAACGGAUGGCAAACGAAUACGAAUCGAUCAUCCACCCGGUGGCGGAACCGUUGCAAAGGAACCCGAUGACCCACCGACUGUGCCCGAUGCGACUGCCCCAGUGCAAACUCCACCUAGAAAAGGAAACACUAAAAAGAAGCGAAAGCAUCUUAGGAAAAAUAAUCUUCCAUCUCCCGCUAGGGUUGAUACGCAGGAUAACAGUUCGCAAAAGAAUGGAGCCGAAAAGGCCAACAUUUCAUCCCCGUCUGCUGCAAAGAAGGGGAAAAAGUGGAAGCAGAAAGUAAGGUGGGAUCGCACGGCACCUUUAGGUAGCACGGAACACUCGUACUGUGCGGCGGAUGUGCUUCAAACGAGUCCACCACCAACAUCUGGAGGAGAUGCACGAAAAUCGCCCCAACCAAUACCCUUCGAAGAUCGCAUACUAAUCACUGCUUACGAUGAGUAUAUGAGCAAAAGGGUAGAUGAAGCGGAAAAGAACACGGACAGAGCAGAACAGCAAACUGCUCCCAAAUCCCACAUUACAAUUGCCAACGUUUGUUCCAUCUCGGGAACAACGGAAACGGCCACCAGUACGGUUGGACCAGACACACAACCGCAACCCCAAGAAAUGUUCCCUACGGAGCCAAUAGACGGCAAUGCAGACCAAAGUGUACCAAAUGCUGUGAUUCCAGCUAUUGGAACCGAAAGCGUGCUGCCCGACUGGAAUCUCACGACCGAGGCGACCGUGGAGAGUAAGAAAGAAAUAGUAAGGAUCGAUUCGCCACAACCGUCCGCCGGCGAAACGAGCGAAGAGUAUAUCCUGGGAGGUGAUGGGGAGGAAAAUGGUGUCCAGACGGUGGAUCCACCACCGGACGCGACAAAUAACCCCCAGGAGCAGACGCAACAGAGCAUUACGAACGAUUCUUCAACACCCUUACCGACCAGCAGUAAUACGGCCAGCCUGCAGUCUUUAUGUGCAAUCACGGAGCAUAUGCAAUCGCUCGAAACGCAAACGAUGGAGCUGUACAACCGCAAGAUGCAGAUUGACGCCAUGUUUAUGACACUGCACUCGGAACGGAUGGACAUCGAUCAGCAGCUCGAGCGGCUGCACAAUAUUCGCAACGAGCAGAUCAGCUUUAUGCGGCUCAACUUGCUGGAGCUCGUCGCUUCGUCUAAUGGGUCGGGGGGUGGAUCGGCGAUGUUCGACAUACCUUCAGCCGCGGCAGGACACAGUGGAGUUACGGCGAGUCACACCGUCACCCCGUCUGCACAGACCAAUAAUAGCAAUAGUAGCGGUAGUAGUAGUAGUGCACAGGUCGGUGCACGCCAGCAGGAACGCACCAUACGUCGAAUCACGCCGAUCAACAGUGUGUUGAUGAAAAUUUUCCAACGCCGCCGUACACCGUCCGAGCGAUCAACGGAGGAAGCCUCGUCGGGCGUUGAUCAGGCGUAAGCUUGCGUGUGUUUAGAGUAGAAUUAAACAUAAGAGCAAUAAAUGGAAAGCGUUUAAAGAUGUGUGGUUUUAAAAGUA
Molecule: messenger RNA, 3770 nt
Organism: Anopheles stephensi (Asian malaria mosquito)
Lineage: Eukaryota; Metazoa; Arthropoda; Insecta; Diptera; Culicidae
Exons: 4
Coding region: 315-3692 (1125 amino acids)
Source: RefSeq, a predicted model, not a curated record